CAAGGUCCCCGUAAUAAAAACAUUUUUUAUUUUGUGGUGCCAUCCAAAGCGGAGGUUGCUGGUUGUACUUUGCUGCAAUAAAGAGAAGCAUUAGUACUAGCUAUGCUUCAACUUUCAUUAACGAUCCAAUCAUCAACUAAACCCUAAACAUUUUAAAUCCAUUUCUGUUUCUAAUAAUGCAAAAAUAUCAAUAAAACUUGUUGUUUUUAAUAUCUUGGGAAAAAGAAGUAGUAUUCCCUUACUUGAUGGAAAUUGAAGAGACGACAGAGAGUAUUGGAGAUGCAACUAUGUAACCAUUUGCAACCCUUAUAAUAGUAAUUUCUAGCUAGCUAGCUAAUUGGGUUGCAGAAGAUAGAUUAGGUUACAUUUUAAUUUGUGGCAUUGGAAUAUGGAGAAGAGAUGCCAUGUGGUGAGCUCAGAUGUUAGCACAUGGCUUCUCACAUUCCAACCUCCUAAACACGUAUUUCACUAUUAGUAGAUGUGCUUAAUUAGCCCUCUUUUGUGUUUCUGAAUUCAACAUACACUAAAGUGCAGUGUUUGGUAGCCCUAGCUAUGUCCAUAGCAUCAGUUUGGAAGAUCAAAUAGAGAAUAGACUUGAGUUGUGUAAAGUAGAUAGAUCAUUCCAACUAGUAGCUAGGGAGUACCCUAAUGAGUCCAUGCUUGAUGUUCAGGAACAUUUAAUAGGACAGUUAUACUUCUCUAUCUUUUGAUCUGAUCCCACUGAUUAAUCUAAGUUCAUUAAAGUGCCUUUCAUAUCACUAUUUGUUUCUUUCCUUUUAUCUUUAAAGAGUAAUAGGCUUUUUGUGCAUCAUAUGAGCAAUCAAAUGCUAUCUUCUUGUUGCUCUAUACUCAUCAAGAGUAGUACUACUGCUCCCUCAUGGAUGGUGAUCCUUAUUGCUUUUUCGCUGUUGGUGCUGCUGUCAUUUGGAUAUUUUUCUAUCCUCUACACAUCUCUAGUACUGCUUUUCUCUUCUACUCUUUUCUACACUCUACUAUUCUCAAGGCACAAACCAGUAGUAGUGGAAGAAAAGGUUCUUAUUAGUCCUCCUCCUCCUCCUCAAGAAGAUGCUGAUGAGAUACAAGAACAAGAGGUGCCAACUUGUGAGGACUCUGAAGAAGUGGAUUGGUGCUCAGAUGGAUCAAUCUCUGAUGAGGACAGCCUCAUAGAAAUUGCGCUUCACAAAGAAGAACCACUGUACAGGAACUACUACAGUUUGCAGCAGAAGAGGAGGGAGGCCCUUUUCAGCCAUCAUCAGAGUCUAAUGGAGUUCUUAUCUGAACUUAAUAAUGACGUGAGUGAGGAAGAAAACUUGAUAGAGAUUGACAUAUCCAUGGGUUCCAUUAAGUACUCCUCCAGGUUUGAAAUUAAAGCCUGAUCAAGUUUAAUAUACUCUUCAAACUUGAGUAACUGCCUUUACUACUCCUUUUCCUUUUUCAUUUUUUUUUUAUAUAUUCAUCUGGUGGAUAUAUUUGGUUCCAUUUGCAGUGUAAUACUUACUAUAUAUAAGUUUUAAUGUUGUUAUAUAUA
Molecule: messenger RNA, 1528 nt
Organism: Arachis ipaensis
Lineage: Eukaryota; Viridiplantae; Streptophyta; Magnoliopsida; Fabales; Fabaceae
Source: RefSeq, a predicted model, not a curated record